UAUCACUAUGCAGAGUGGCAUAGACUUCUUUACUGUUGCAACAUCAAGAUUCAAUUCACAUGCACGAUCGACACUCUCAGAAUUAUGGAUUUCAAGAACUGCCGUCGGAUUUUUUACUUUCUGAAAAAAGCGCACACCGCUUGUGCCCUCAAUAUAAAGGCGCUUGGAUCGCAAUGGAAGAACUUGACAGUCUGUAGCAGGACUCUGCCUCCGAGAUAGAGGACUCUCAGACUGAGAAUUUUGGAAUCACAGUAGAUGGUCGACAUCCGAGAGUUGAUGGAGGUACCAUGCGACGAAUCAUGCUCAAACCAUAGCAAGUCCUUCGAGGAAGUUAUCAAGGUUCUAGACAGCAAUUCGGAGUUGGGGCUCUCGAAUGCCAAAGCUGAGCGAUUGCUGAAGCAGUACGGUCGCAACGAGCUCAAGGGUCAGGGGGCAGUGAACCCAUGGAAAAUUUUGCUUGCGCAAGUGGCCAACGGCCUGACGGCCGUGCUGACAAUCGCUAUGGUGGUGUCUUUCGCCGUAAAAGACUACGGCGAAGGAGGAGUGUUGGUGCUAGUGAUUGCAUUCAACACCAUCGUUGGAUUCAUGCAAGAGUAUCGCGCGGAGAAAACCAUGGAUGCCUUGCGAAAGAUGGCGUCGCCGUCGGCGAAGGUCAUCCGAGAGGGUAUUCAGCAAAGAAUCUCCAGUACGGAUGUUGUUCCAGGAGAUGUGCUGACUUUCGAGGUCGGCGACAUUAUUCCUGCAGACUGCCGACUGAUGGAGGUCCUGAAUCUUGAAGUUGACGAGGCUUUGCUCACUGGUGAAUCUGUACCUUCGAUCAAGCUCGUAGAGCCAAUUCUGGGCAAGGAUGUCUCGAUUGGCGAUCGCAUCAACAUGGUGUACUCGAGCACCACGGUGGCGAAGGGAAGAGGUCGAGCAAUCGUUGCAUCCACCGGGAUGUCCACUGAGAUUGGAAAGAUUUCCAACGCAAUCAAUGAAACACCUGCGCAAUUGACUCUCUUGCAGCGGAGGCUUAACAUGAUGGCAUACGUGCUGAUGGUGAUCGCGCUCAUCUUAGCACUGAUUGUUUUUGCUGUGAACAAAUUUGAUUUUAACACGGAAAUAAUUAUCUACGCCAUCGCCCUCGCAAUUGGUGUCAUCCCAGAGGGGCUUAUCGCGGUCAUUACCAUUGUGCAAGCUCUCGGCGUACGGCGGAUGGCCAAGCAGCAUGCACUGGUGCGGAAGCUGGUAGCUUUAGAGUCCCUGCAGGCGGUGACAAACAUCUGCUCAGACAAGACCGGCACUUUGACGCAGGGCAAGAUGGUGGUGACGAAUGUUUGGUUCCCUGGACACGACUCCGAGUACAUCAUCUCCGGCCAGGGAUACGAGACCAAAGGCGACAUUUCGGCUCAGGGCCGUGCUAUCGCCACAGAGACAGCGCUCGAGGACUUGAAUUUCCGGAAGCUGGUGGAGUGCUGCGCGUUAUGCAACACGGCAAACAUCGUUGAGGCUUCAGAGGGCAACGUGUGGGGGGAUCCAACUGAGAUUGCUCUGCAGGUGUUCGCGUACAAAAUGCAGAUGGGGAAGCCUAUCCUGCGCAAGACCAAGAAGCCGGUUGAGGAGUUCCCCUUCAGCUCCGACACCAAGCGGAUGAGCAUGGUUUACCUAACAAAACUCGAAGACGUGCUUGAAGUUUAUUCAAAGGGGGCAGAGGUUGUGCUGACAAUCUGCGACGAUGUGAUGGAACGGACGGGGAACCUCAGGAACAUCAGCGAGGACGGUGAGUUCAUGAAGAAUGUGACUGUACAACAAGAGGAGAUGGCGAAACAGGGUUUAAGGGUUUUAGUGAUAGCCUACAGACAAGAAUCUGAGCGAGCGAUUGGCAAGCCGGUGUGUAAAUGGAAGCGUGAGGAUGUUGAGAGUAAUUUGACAUUCCUAGGGUUGGUAGGAAUCCGAGACACUCCUCGGAUAGAGUCCAAGGAAUCUGUGAGUCAGUGUCACCAAGCUGGUAUUACUGUCCACAUGCUCACGGGAGAUCACAAAGCUACGGCUCUGUCCAUCGCCAGGGAAGUUGGCAUCUUGGAGCCACUGUCCGCAUCCAAGAGAUCUACAUCGAAACGUGGAGUGAAAGGUGAUGCCCAUGUGGUGCCCAUGUCAUCGUCUGUGAUGACGGCAACGGAGUUCGACCCGUUGUCGGAGAAGGAGGUGGACGCACUGGACGAACUUCCACUGGUGAUUGCGAGGUGCACACCAUCAACGAAGGUGAGAAUGAUCGACGCACUGCACAGGAGGAAGAAGUAUGCGGCUAUGACGGGAGACGGAGUGAACGAUGCGCCCAGUUUGAAGAAAGCGGACGUGGGAAUAGCCAUGGGAGCUGGGAGUGAUGUGGCCAAGACAAGCAGCGAAAUUGUACUUACAGACAACAAUUUCGCAACAAUUGUUCAAGCCGUGGCCGAGGGACGUCGAAUAUUUUCCAACAUCAAGAAAUUCGUUGUGCAUUUGCUGAGCACUAAUGUUGGACAGGUCAUUGUGCUCCUCGGAGGGCUGGCGUUCAAGGAUGGCUCUGGAAUGUCAGUGUUUCCACUAUCCCCUGUACAGAUUCUAUUCCUGAAUCUUAUUACGGGCACGCCACCCGCCAUGGCAUUGGGAAUUGAGCGUGCCUCCUCCACAGUCAUGCAAGUACGACCAUAUCUCAAGGGACUAUUCACGAAUGAGCUCAUCGCUGACAUCCUCGUUUACGGUACCUUCACCGGCGUCUUGGCCCUUCUGAAUUGGGUGCUUGUUAUCUACGCAUUCGGGAAUGGCGACCUUGGCAGUCAGUGCAAUACUUCAUCGAAUCUGGGAGCUUGCGUGACCGUCUUCCGCGCUAGGGCGACUGUGCAAAUGGCAUUCACAUGGAUGAUCCUAUUUCACGCUUACAACUGCCGACACUUGCGAGCAAGUCUGUUCACCACGGAAGGAGGCGGCCGUUCUCGCUUUUUCGCCAACAAAUUGAUGGUUGCCUCGGUGUUCUUGGGCGCUGUCGUGCCAGUUCCCACCCUGUACAUACCGGUCCUCAACACCGGCAUCUUCAAGCAGGAAGGUCUGACAUGGGAGUGGAUCCUUGUCGGUAUCACCAUGGUUGUGUUCUUUCUGUUGUCGGAGUUUUACAAGUUGCUCAAGCGGCGCUUCAUCACCACCCCUUACACUAUUGGUUUACUGAUACAAUGCUGGGUAUCGCAUGGCCUCUUCUUAGUCUUCGUCUCGAUUUGGAUUGAAGCUCAACAUCACUCAAACACUGCUUGGUCAAGAGUGAUAACAAGAGAUGAAGAGUUCCUAGUGCAGCAUGAAACUUUUGGAAUGUCCUGGAGCAUCCCUGAUGAAGAUAUUCCCUCCUCCAGUUGGCAGAGACGAUCGGGGAAGAUGCCGAAAUGCGUGACUGCAAGAGUGAAGCGGAGAAAGGUUCGUGAUUAAAAAAGACGAUCACAUUUGCUUGGACACUGAUGUGGUAGAACAGGCUUAGGACUUCUGCAACAAACCAGGAGCAGCAGCACAAGGACAAGAAUGAAGACGGUCAUUGUUGAAUAGUGAGGGCGCGUCGAUGUCAGCAUCGAUGCUAUGAAGCGGAGUCUGCCUGACAAGGCACAGAUUCAAUGCAAAUGGGAAGAGGAAGAGCCUACAAGAAGUAGAAUAAGAGGAUUUCACUCACAGAUGGCCACAAACUGCGACUGCAUGAAUGAAUUAACGAAGGCAGCCCUACCAAUCGCCACACCGCCUCAUAUUGCCAUUCUCCUUCUUCAGCUCUUUUGGAAAAUAGUGGCGCUGCCGCACAUAAACUUAAAACCAAUAACAACAAUUAAAAAAUAUAUAAAAAUAACAAUAAUCUGUAAAAUAUUAAAAUUAAGUUAUGAAAAUCUUAUUAUAUUUUCAAUUUAAGAGUAUUUCUCAAAAUAUUUUUUAGAAUGGGAACAAGAUGAAGGUGAGUGCGGAAUGGCACAAAGAUAUUGGGUUGGGAGGGUUGCAACUGUCAUUUCAACUAACGAAUUUCAGAUGAAUACAGGUAAAAUUACAGUGCAAUAACUCUGGAGAAAAUUCUCACAAGAAGAUUUACAUUACACAACCCAGUAAAGUAUUAUUGGGUGUGGUGCUGAAAAAUAAUAUAAUAAAAAUAAUUGUAUUGUUUCUAAUUUGUAAACUUACUAUAACUCAGAUAAAAGUGUAAACCAUGCUGCACUGCUUUUACCAAAGAGGAUAAGUGAAAAUCUAACCAUAUUCUUCAUCAAAUCAAUAUUAUGUUGAAAUAUUUACUGAACAUUUCACUGUUUCAAGUAACUCCAAAAGUUUAAUUCUAAUUUGAAACUUGUUGGACCAAACUUUUGAAAUACUUACUGAACAUUUGAUUGUUGGACCAAACUUUUGGAGUUACCAAUAAAAUUGCAGUCCUCCUUGAGCCUUCAAAAAAUUUCUUGCCAUUUUAAGUGAUAUAAGAGCUAUGAGAAUUGUUUAAUUUUUAUUUUAAUCAUUAUUAAAAAAAAACAUGAAAAAAUGAAAAAAAA
This is a messenger RNA of Physcomitrium patens, 4514 nucleotides long. RefSeq names its product sodium/potassium exporting P-type ATPase 1. Gene Ontology annotation, biological process: monoatomic cation transport. Gene Ontology annotation, cellular component: membrane. Gene Ontology annotation, molecular function: ATP binding; ATP hydrolysis activity; ATPase-coupled monoatomic cation transmembrane transporter activity. NCBI's taxonomy places the organism in Eukaryota, Viridiplantae, Streptophyta, Bryopsida, Funariales, Funariaceae. The record is from RefSeq and is a predicted model, not a curated record.